Molecule: messenger RNA, 3495 nt
Organism: Carcharodon carcharias (great white shark)
Lineage: Eukaryota; Metazoa; Chordata; Chondrichthyes; Lamniformes; Lamnidae
Product: mucin-2-like
Exons: 5
Coding region: 576-2639 (687 amino acids)
Source: RefSeq, a predicted model, not a curated record
GCAGACACAGGAUUGUUAGGCAAGUCACUCAGCCCGUGCCUGUCCGCACUCAUUUGGGUUUGUGUGCUUUAGUGUUUGCUUUCUCUGUAAAGGGACUGCUUCACAAAAUGGCAUAACGUAACGCAAAACACGUUAAUUGAUAACCCUCGUAUUUCAUUUUAAUGGCCUGAAAUCUGUAAGUUUGCAGGGCGCCGACAUCGGCUCGGUAACUUUCUUCCGAGUUGGAUACUUUCGCUUAUCGGCUCGGGGACUCCUGGAUUGAAAGGAAUUACAAAAUAGUUCCUCAGCCCGUUUUCUACUAGAGUGCCAAGUUGACUUUUCUGUAGCAGUUUGGGACAACUGAAGGGCUUGCCGACUAUUUCAUUGAAUAACAUUGCUAUGGGCCUGGAGUCACAUACAAUCUUGGAGCAACUUAUUGACGGGAUGGAUUUCUUGUGACAAUCUGGACCUGGUUCCCACUGCUUGUAUAUUGAAGACACCACAUUCUCAGAACUAACUUAAGACUUUUGUGUUACUCUGCUUCUAAUGUGUGCAUAGUCAUUGUCAAUUAAGUGCGUAAGAAUUUGUAAGUCAAGAUGGUUUGGCAUCACAGUGAAUCAUUUCUGUUGCUGUUCUUGACAAUACUUACAAACCACAAGAGUCUAUUGCAAGAGUCCAAGUGCACUUUCUCAAAUACCAUGGAUACCAUAAUUGACAUAAAAGUUGCCCUAGCAAGAGGGCUGACGAGUUUGGCUCCUUUCCACACAGACAGUGUGGAGGAGUGCCAGAAUAAGUGCUGUACUGAUCCACCUUUAACAGGAGAAAACCUGUGCAACUUUAUGACAUUUAAUCCUAGAAAGAAGUCUUCAUUUCUGAAUUGCUACCUUUUCUACUGUCCAAACAAAGAUGCUUGUCCAUUUAUGCCUUCAAAAGAUUAUAUAAGCCACUUUAUACAAAGAGAUCUAACAAGUAUGAAGGAGUUGGAUGAGUCCAUGAAAGAAACACAUUCUCACAGAGGGAAAGAAUCAUCAGAUAAUGGAAUUUCUCCAGAACUGCUCAAAAAUCUUACAUCUAAUCUUGUUCCUACCCAAAUAACCACCCGUCAGUCAACAGCAGUCAUCGCUCUUCAAACAACCACAGUUCAGCCAACAACUUCUUUCACCCAUACAAAAUUUUCCACUUUCCCAGUGAUCACCAAACAGUUAAUGAUGACUGGGACACUCCCAAUGUCAAUGACAGCCACUCCACUGCUAACCACUCUCUCAUUGGCUACUGACAAGUCAAAGACAACUACCAUUCUCCCAACUACCCAGUCAACAACAACUUCUGGCUUCCUAACCAAUCUGCCAUUGACUGCUACCCAGCUAACAAGAACCAAUCGCCAGACUACUCUUUCAAUGAUCACUAUGCAGCCAACGACAAACACCAACUUCCCAACUACUCUUCCAGUCACCAUCUCUCCGACAACAGCCACCACUCUCCCAGUGACCACCACUCCGACAACAACCACCGCUCUCCCAAUCACCACCACUCAGAUGAUUACAACCACCACUCUCCCAUUGACCACCACUCGGAUGACUACAACCACCACUCUCCCAGUGACCACCACUCCAACAACAACCACUGCUCUCCCAUUGACCACCACUCAGAUGACUACAACCACCGCUCUCCCAGUGACCACCACUUCAACAACAACCACUGCUUUCUCAGUGACCACCACUUCAACAACAACCACCGCUCUCCCAGUGACCACCACUUCGACAACAACCACCGCUCUCCCAGUGACCACCACUUCGAUAACAACCACCGCUCUCCCAGUGACCACCACUUCGACAACAACCACCACUCUCCCAGUGACCACCACUCUGACAACAACCACCGCUCUCCCAGUGACCACCACUCCGACAACAACCACCGCUCUCCCAGUGACCACCACUCCGACAACAACCACCGCUCUCCCAAUGACCACCACUCCGACAACAACCACCGCUCUCCCAGUGACCACCACUCCGACAACAACCACCGCUCUCCCAGUGACCACCACUCCGACAACAACCACCGCUCUCCCAGUGACCACCAUUUCAACAACAACCACCGCUCUCCCAGUGACCACCACUUCAACAACAACCACCACUCUCCCAGUGACCACCUCGUCAACAACAACCACCGCUCUCCCAGUGACCACCACUCAGAGAGCAGCUGCCACUCUCCCAGUGACCACCACUCAGACAACAACCACCGGUCUCCCUGUGACCACCACUCUCCCAGUCAAAAACAUUCAGACAACGACAACCACCCUCCCGACUACUACUAAUGUCUCAUCAACAAAGUUGAUACCAAAGAUGAUUCAACAAUCCACUGUAUCAAGGAUUCCAGUUUCUAAAACACCAUUCAUUGGGAUUAUAACUGUAGUAUCAAGUAAUGGAAGAAACAAAGCACUGGACCAAAAACAAAAUUUGGGAGGUCAGGUAAAAUCUGCAGAGAAAAGGGAAGAGUCAGAAGUGGCAGUUCAGAGUGGACUAAUUGCUGCUUUAUUAUUUGGGUUAUUAUUUCUAAUAAUAGUUAUGAUUGUGAUAAGUAAACGAAUAUCAGAGUCAUAUAAUAGAAGGCACUAUACCAGAAUUGAUUACCUAAUAAAUGGAAUGUAUAUAGAUGCAUGAAGUAAAGUUUUCCAGAAGAAUCAAUUUUGUUCCGUUUUGAACAAACUUGGACUUAAAGGAAAAGCCUAGUAUAACAAAAGCAUUUAUUACAUUUUUUUUUAGAAGUGAUGUGUACAUAUGGCUUAUUUUCUCUUCUAGCUCUGCUCAUUGGAUGUAGGGAAUGGAAUAAAGCAGAAGCUACAUAUACAAGUCAUUUAAGACUUAAAUAGUUCAUGAACUGGAUUUAAUGCUCCACAGCCAGCGGGGUCGGGGGGGCAAGUUAAACCCAGCAGGCAGCCAGCUCACAUUCUGCACACCCUCCCUGACCCCCAGUGCAGUUAUAUCAGUGGCGGAGACAGGUGUUGGGCAGCCUGUCCACCAAUGGGCCAGUUGAGGCCCUUAAGUGGUAUUAAUUACCACUUGCUUUAACCGAUGCAGGAGCGGCCUGCACUAAAUGGCCAGCCUGGCAGUUUUCUCUGUGUAGACUGGUGGCAGGCAAGGGGUCUCCUCCUCAAUGAGCCCCUUGUGAACAUUGGAGGCCCCCUCCAAUGUUUAAAUCCUCUCCACCAAUCUUUCAGCUCCUUGCCCCCCAGUUGACCUGCUUCUGGCACACCCUCCCUGCUACCCCAUCACACUUGCUUCUCUCCAGGGAUCCAGCAAUGGUCCCCGGUGAAGGCCCCAGCGUAAUAUUGGCAGUGGCCACCACUCUCCGUGCUGCUGCCUGUACUGUACAGUUGCCAGCCUCUGGUUCAUCGGUCCUGGAGAGAUGACAGCCUCUGGUUGGCCAGCAGCACUCUAGGCAGGACAUCCUGCCUGCACUCUAUUAAAGGUCAAAUGGCUGCGGUUUCGCCAUUCUUCCCCCUCAAUGACUUUUAAA